Molecule: messenger RNA, 2082 nt
Organism: Clarias gariepinus (North African catfish)
Lineage: Eukaryota; Metazoa; Chordata; Actinopteri; Siluriformes; Clariidae
Gene: adra1ba
Product: adrenoceptor alpha 1Ba
Exons: 2
Coding region: 278-1774 (498 amino acids)
Biological process (GO): adenylate cyclase-activating adrenergic receptor signaling pathway; cell-cell signaling; phospholipase C-activating G protein-coupled receptor signaling pathway
Cellular component (GO): membrane
Molecular function (GO): alpha1-adrenergic receptor activity
Source: RefSeq, a predicted model, not a curated record
CACUGCGGAGGACACCAGCAGCGACGCUAAAAAUGAAAAGAGCCGCAAACAGCAAGCAACUUGGACAUGUUGGGGGUGAGCGAAACGCAUGAUCAGUUUGGAGGAAAUGGAGAAGUUUAACAUUGCGCAUUACGUGGAGAGACUUUGCCCGAAGGAUCAAAGAAUUUCUAAGCAAAGCGGUGAAACUCUGCGCAACAAAUGCGACCAGACGCUGUCACUGGCUCUCUGAAAGGUGUCCAGCGAGCCCACUUUGGUAUGGAGACACGGGCUUACCAGAAUGGCUUCUGAUCUUGGUGAUGCCGCAAACCGGUGGAAUAACGCGUCAUUGGGACUGCACAGCGAGCUCCGAUCCAACAGCUCCAACUCGAGCGCGGCAGCUCCCGGGCCUGGCAGCGCGCACUUCAGCUUGGCUCGGGCACUGCCCGUGGGCAUGGUCCUGGGCGCGUUCAUAGUGUUCGCGAUCGUCGGGAACAUCCUGGUCAUCCUGUCCGUGGUGUGCAACAGGCACCUGCGCAUUCCAACUAACUACUUCAUCAUUAACCUGGCCAUUGCGGAUCUGUUGCUUGGCACCACGGUGCUCCCGGUGUCCGCCACGCUGGAGAUUCUCAACUACUGGGUGUUCGGGAGGAUUUUCUGUGACAUCUGGGCUGCCGUCGAUGUGCUGUGUUGCACCGCGUCCAUCAUGAGCUUGUGCGUAAUCUCCAUCGACAGGUACAUCGGAGUACGGUACCCUUUGCAGUACCCGAGCAUCGUGACGGAGAAAAGAGCGCUCUUGGCCAUGCUGGGGGUUUGGGUGCUCGCUUUGAUCAUCUCGAUCGGACCCUUGCUCGGAUGGAAAGACCCGCCUUCUAAGGAUGAGACCGUGUGUCCGAUCACCGAGGAGCCGUUUUAUGCGCUUUUCUCGUCGCUCGGCUCCUUCUACAUCCCCCUGGCUGUGAUUCUGGCCAUGUACUGCCGCGUCUACAUCGUGGCGAAGAGGACGACUAAGAACCUCGAGGCUGGAGUGAUGAAAGAGCGCAACGACUCGAGCGAGCUGACACUGCGCGUGCACUACAGAGGCUCGAACAUCCAGGACGACUGCAGCAGCACGGGCAAGGGCCAGAUGAGGAGCUCACUCACUGUCAAACUGCUCAAGUUUUCUAGGGAAAAGAAAGCAGCCAAAACUCUUGGUGUUGUAGUAGGCAUGUUCAUCCUGUGCUGGUUACCCUUCUUCCUCGUCCUGCCCAUCGGUUCCUUCAAUACCAGCCUGCGUCCUCCAGAGACAUUUUUCAAGGUGAUCUUCUGGCUCGGCUACUUCAACAGCUGCCUGAACCCCAUCAUCUACCCCUGCACCAGCCGUGAGUUUAAACAGGGAUUUAUCCGCAUCCUGCGCUGUCAGUGCCAGCAGAGGAAGGGCUGGAGACCCUAUAACUACCGAUCUCACUUGGGUCCCGCCACCCAGAUCUACAUGGACAACAGCUCGGUGUGCAUGAACGGCAGUCACGCUUCUCCCAGCCCUCGGUUCUUCAGCAGAGACACCGGCUCUCAUACAUCAUCAGGUCUCUUGCCAGGCUGGAGUUCCUCCUCCAACUCUCUGUCUAGCAGUUCCUUCCCUAGAAAGUUCACAGCCAGCCCUGGCCCAGUGUGUAAAAAUUCUGACAAAUCCAGCAGGAUAACACUUCUUAUUCCAGAUGGGGCCCCAGGGAAAGAACCCCAGCAUAUAAAUGGGCAGAACAUUAAAGAAGAAGUAGAACCGCACAUAAAAUCCAGACUCAAUCCGGAAAUUAAGCUGUAGUUAGGUACAUGACAUCUAGCAUUGACAUUAGUGCGCCCUUUUCGUUUCUCCUUUUUGUUAUUAUUGUGUACAUUUGAGAUUCUUGUUGGAAUUAGAGUUUUGUUUUAUUCUGCAUGGAUGCAUUGUAGACAAAGUUAUGACAUAUGCAGUGGCUACAUCAGUGGAAUAAAGAGUGUCUAUUGGUGCAUUUUACAUAUCUUGGAUUUUACCAUUCAGGUUACAUCUAUAGUUGUUCUGUAAAAUGAUUUUUAAAAAUCUUUAAAUUUAAAGUCAAGCCCCUUGUAUGUGAUAAUAAUAAUAACGAUAGU